CAGCAGGAAGUUAGCCGGCUAGCCAAGCAGCUAAGUGCAGACUUCAACACCAUUUACGUCAUUGGUGGUUAGAAUACCAGGAAAUGGCUGAAUCUAGUCGGAGCAUUCUGUACUUUUUAAUUUAAGCCAACUAUGAAGAUUGGCAACUGGCCUGAAUGGCCCUGUCUAUUGCUCGUGUAAACUCUGGGGCUCCGAUUCUAAUUUCACAUUAGUCGCGGAUGAUGAUGAGUUAUUCUGAAGUCACACUUGUGAUUUUGAAGACACUACGGAGGUAACAUUUGGCAUGUUUGUGUUGCCUGUAUAGACGACGUUCUCUGUUCCAAGUCAACGAAGAGGACGCUCUUCACGGUGGUCUGGUGGAGGACCGGUCCAGUCCUCCGUUUUGGACCAUCGAAACAACUGUUCUUCGCUAUUUUCUAUAUGUGUGUCUUGGCGACAUGUCUGUCUCGACGAAUUUGUGGGUUCUCAACUUGCUAUGUUUGACAGUUUCAAGUAAUCUGGAUCUUGCAGCCAGUUCUGUUCAUUUUGAGAGGUCACUGAAAGUUCUUCAUGACAGACAAGGGGAAAUCCGCAGCACUGCUCACCACUCGUGGUCCAUGCGGUCGAUCAACUGUAGCUGGAUGAUAGUGGCAGCCAUAGGGGAACCUGUGAUAAUAAGCUUCUCACAGUUUACGGUCAGAUGUGGGCGAGACUGGAUCACCAUAACAACCUCUACCAACAAACCCAUCUCCCUGUGCGGAACGCAGCGACCUGGACCAAUCGAAUUAACUGGGGGAAACGUUACUGUGACUCACCACUUUUUCCCACGCUAUGCCCAAUCAGUGUUUCACCUGUCCUACAUUAAAGGCUCUGCGCCCUGUGGCUUUGAAGAGUUCAGGUGCCUGACGGGGCACUGUGUGCCAAUGGCUUGGCGCUGCAAUGGCCAGAGCGAGUGUCUGGGAGAGGUGAGUUCCUUUGGCUCGGACGAGCGAGACUGUGACGACAACGACGAGGACUACGACAUCUACGAUCGCGUCCUCAAGGCAACGACGAGCAAGACGACCACCACCACCACCUCUCCCCCCACUACCCCCAUGGCAGACGAAUGGUGGCAGGUCCGGAAGACCCCCGGCGUGAUGCCCGGACCGCACAACGGAACGUGCGGAGGGGUUCUGCACAGCUUCUACGGCUCGUUUUGGCCGGCAUCGCUGAUGGUGCCACCUAAGGAGUGCGUGUGGACGGUGGAUCCCCAGGACCCUCGCCCCCUGCGUCUCGAGCUGCAGAUGUUGGAGCUGGGACCGGGAGACACGAUCAACAUCACUGACCAGGCGUUUGGCUCAGGCCACGUCAUCAAAACGAUCACCUGCGCGUCCAACUUCCAACUGUUGGACGUGAAGUCCCAAACCGGCGUGCUCUCCCUGAUCUACCACACGGUGCCCGCCUCCGAGGGGCGGGGCUUCAACGCCACCUACCGCAUCGAGGGCUACUGCCUGCCGUGGGAGGGCGUGUGCGGCGGCUCGGAGGGCGGCUGCUACACGCAGAAGCAGCGCUGCGACGGGCACUGGGACUGCGCCGCCACCGGCCGCGACGAGGAGGGCUGCAUGGGCUGCCCGCGAGGUCACUUCCCCUGCGGGGCGCCGGGGAUGCCCCACGGCUCGGGGCGCUACGGCGGGCGGCCGGUCUGCUUCACGCUCAAGGACCGCUGCAACUACCAGCUGAACUGCGUCGACGGCAGCGACGAGAGGGAGUGCACCAUCUGCCAGCUCGGGACCUUCCACUGCGACAAGGACAGGUGUGUGGUGGAGAGCUGGCGCUGUGACGGCCAGGCGGACUGCAAGGACGGCACCGACGAGAUGAACUGCCCUCUGACCUUGCCGCGAAAGGUCAUCACGGCCGCCACGGUGGGCAGCCUGGUGUGCGGGCUGCUGCUGGUCAUCGCUAUGGGCUGCACGUGCAAGCUUUACUCGCUACGCACUCGCGAGUACAGCAUGUUCGCUCCAAUCAGCCGUCAAGAGGCCGAGUUCAUCCAGCAGCAGGCUCCUCCCUCUUAUGGUCAGCUGAUCGCCCAAGGAAUCAUUCCGCCAGUGGAGGACUUCCCCACCGAGAAUCCUAAUGAGACGACCUCGCUGUCUCUCCGAAGCAUCCUCCAGCUUCUCCGCCACGACAACAGCUCCUCGCCCAGGCGUCGGCGCCGUCCCCGAUUCGUCCGGCGGGCCGUGCGUCGCCUGCGGAGGUGGGGGCUCAUGCCCAGGCCGACCCCCAGGCCCUCCCAGACCGCCGGCUCCUCGUCUGCCAACCCCACGGAGACCCCGGCCGCUGCGGGCUCCGAGCCCUCCACCCAGGCCAGCCCGGGAGGCUCGGCAGUGACCAGGGAGAGCACCAACCAGCCACUGCCCCAGAAGGCCGGCCUGGUGGUGUCGCAGAGUGACCAACAACAACAACAACAACAACAGCAGCUGCAGCAGGCACUUCCACAGACCCCAGACACAGCCCCAGUCCCUCUUCCAGCGUCCACUGCCACCACCACCCCUGCACCGGUCGCCCCGGCGACGGCUCCCGAGGCGGCCCGCAGCGUUCCGGUCAGCGUGCCCCCCAGCAGCCCCUCCCUGCUGUCCAUCUUCCACUCUCUGGGGCUCAACAUCUCCCUGUUCAGGCCCAGCCCAGCGCCCUCGCCCCCCUCCCUGCCCCUCUCCGCAUCCCCCUCCUUCUCCUCCUCCUACUCGGAGGACGAGGUGCUGCUCAUCCCUCUGUCUGAGGACGCCAACUCUGACGAUGACGUGCCAAUGCUCACCUGAACCCCCCUCUCUCUUCCCCGGACCCCUCCUGCCCCCGCCCCGUUUCCCCCUGCCCCCUCGUCACCACCCCCCUAAAUUAUGAGUCCCAGCACUGCGGGGUACCCAUAAUGCACUCCUGCGCUGGCCUUGUGCCUUCUUUCCUGUGUACUGAUUUUUGCGAUAUCGCAUAGGAUUUAUUGAUAAGAAAAAAAAGUGGUGUGCGUGUGUGUGUGUGUGUGUGUGUGUGUGUGUGUAUGUGUACAUAAGUGUGUAUGUGAGGUGAAGUGGGCUGCAUAUGUGUUUCAAAACAAGCGUUAUGAGCAAAGCAGAUCAACUUUGCACAGAGGAUCAGAGGAUCUGCCUCCCUGGAACGAGUGUUUUAUUUCCUGACUUUUGCUACUGAUGUAAGAGGUGAUUUAAUGAUAGGGUUCCCUCACAAUGUAUUUUUAAGCUUAUGAAAGACGGCUUUGUGUAUGUACGUGUGUGUGUGAGAGAGAGAGAGUGUGUGUGUGUGUGAGAGAGAGAGGAUCACAUUUAUGCUGGCCUCCCAAAAACCGUAUCCAGUUAUCAGUGACGAAUAGUCACUUAAGUGCCUUUUUAAAUCACCCUCUCACAGGAUUUCACAAAUCACCCAUGAGAUUAUGUGGACUAAGACACAACAUGUUUACUAACACAUGCACAAAUCUUUCCCGUUAUCAAUGAAUUACCCCCCCACCCCCCCACUCCCCUUCACAUACUGACGGAAUGGAAGACGGGGGCACGCUUUGGGUGAAGUUGUAAUGUUCACCCAUUAACGCUGAAGAGGCACGCUAGCUGUAUAAACUUGUGGACUUGGCUAUUUAGCUUCCUUGGUAGAGCACUUUACGUCCAACUGCAAUGCAAACCACCCCACAAUCGAGCCUGCACGUAACUUUCGACAGGCUGGAAGUUCUUCUUUGGAACCAGUCAAAACUGCAUUCUGUCUCACCCACUUGUAUAUCAGCCUGCAGAUAAGUGUGUUUGUGUGUGAUAAAGUUACUUGUGUGUAGGAAGAAAUGUGACUUUGCUGAAAAGAUACUUCCUUAAUUAUUAGUAGUGGGCUUAGUCUGACGAAGGAUGAGUUAUCAACAUCCUCAUAUCAGAGUCAUUCCCUUGCCAUGCCAAUCAUUUUGUACAAUCAUUUUGAAGCAAAUGAAGUACAGUGAAGGAAUGAGAUGAAACUAGAUGGUGCCAUACUUAUCUUUAAAGAAAAAAAAAAAAACAAGUGGCAAACUGUUUUCUUGUUGUUAAGACUUUCUAGUUCUAUGUUUUCAAACCCUGGUGUAUUAACUUCUUUUUCAUUGAAUGUACAUGAUUGAUUUUUAGUGGUUGGAUUGAUUGUAAAUGCCAUAUUUGGGGGGGGAGUAAAAAAGAUAAAUUUAUGUGGAUGAGGCAUGUGCUAAAACUCCACAACUUCCACUGAUAAAGAUGAUUUGCACUUUUAAA
Messenger RNA from Sardina pilchardus (European sardine), 4217 nucleotides. It is a transcript of the gene lrp10, whose product is annotated as low density lipoprotein receptor-related protein 10. The transcript has 9 exons. The record is from RefSeq and is a predicted model, not a curated record. Lineage: Eukaryota; Metazoa; Chordata; Actinopteri; Clupeiformes; Clupeidae. Gene Ontology annotation, molecular function: protein binding. Gene Ontology annotation, cellular component: plasma membrane. The coding region runs from base 438 to 2774 and encodes 778 amino acids.